UCUCUGAGUUACAGCUCAGGCAGGCAGUCACACUGUGAGCUCCAGACCUUUCGGAGGGAAGUCGAACCACGUCAGUCCAUGCUGGGGAAGGAAACCUGGGCUCCAUCCAUGACAGAGGACUGUCAGCUUCUCUUUAAUGCAUGUCUUGUCUCCAGAGGUUUACUAGAGGGAUUGAUCAGGGCUAAAAGAGAAGACACACAUCAUCUAUCUUCUCCAAUGCUUCUGACAGAGGAGUCUGGUCUUCUCUAUUUUCAUAGGUGAGCCAGAUGACCCUCCUCGUGCCAACCCACAUUCAGUGCAAAACCAAGGUAAAGUGUCUGUGUGUGAUGGUGUUCUUGAGUCUCCCCUUGACCAUGGGAGACCCUGGUCCGUGCAGACACUCCAUCACCAGAGAUCACCUGCUGACCAUAAGACACCUGAUAGAUAACCAGUUGCAGAGUGGAUGCUCAAUAACCUACACAUUUAUUGAGCAGAGAAGUUUGAAUAAAUGUUGCUAUGUAAAAGCUGCCAUGCCCUGGAUCUUGGAACUCCUGACUGGACACUUCAGAUACACUCGGGGAUCAGACAACCACAGCUACGUGUUGUCGCUGACCGGUCUCAUCCACAACAUUUACUCCCAGAGAUGUGUACCACAGAUCAAUGAGGAGCUGGAGGACGACCCAGUGAGUUUUGGAAUGUCAUUCAGCAGUUCUCCAUCUGAGGCCCUGGGGAGGGUCCAGGAUGUCCUGUCUGUGUACUGGGAGCUGGUGACCACCAUGGACUCACCAGUAGACUGGAGCUGUGAGAGGGAGUACACAGACACCGCAGAGCCUCCCACAGCCCUCCCUACAGCACUCUCUCUGACUACAGUCAGCACCCUUUGGGACUCAGAGAAAGCCCCUCAGACUAGUCUAGAUGGAGACCAAGAUAGAGACCUGUACAAGUUUGGUUUCAUGGUCAUAGUUCCAUCAGUCUGUGGAGGACUGCUGUUCAUAUUCACUCUCUAUUGCCUCAUCACACACAAGAUGUCCUACAGUACUGACCAUCACACAUCACUAGGGUACCAAAAUUCAAGUUUGCAUACAGAUAUUCAGGACGUAGAGAUGCAGGUGGAAUAAAGCCGUAAAAGAUUGCUGCAGAUGGAGGAGCAUAUCCAAAGAGGAGGAUAUACCAUCAAGCUCUCAUCUCUAAUAAACAAUGUACAAUGGUGGGUUACAUAUUGUAUAUUUGAUUGAUAUAACAUCCUAUGGACAUUUCCAGUCUUUUUCUGGCCUACAGGCACUAUCAAUGGAUUUGAAUGGACCUUAUCUUUAUGAGAAUGCUAUUCAAAGAUGGGAUAUUUUGAUAAUCUAUGUUGUAUAUUGUGUGUAUGUAUAUAUAUAUAUAUAUAUAUAUAUAUAAUGUAUGUAUACAUAUAUAUUUAUAACUUGACUUAAAAUCAAUAUUUUCUUAUACUGUUUAUGAUGAUUGAUCUGGUGAAUAAUGUGCCUUUGUCCACUGUAAAAAACAUAAUUGUUUUGUUAUUUCAAAUCGACUGGUAAAAAAGUUUAAUUAGAAGAAUUCCUAUACAAUUAUCGCCAACAUUACUGAUAAUAAUACUUAACUAUCCUUACAGAAAAAAUACAUGAUUUCCCAUGUGAAAUCAUGUGAAAAUAUGUGUUUUUGAAAGACUACACAUGUGAUCACAUUUUCACAUGUGUAGUUUCAUGUUAUCAAAUGUUGCUUUACAUGUUGUCACAUUCACUUCACAUAAGAUCACGUGUUUUUGGAACACUUCACGUGUCCACAUGAAAACAUGUGUUUUUGGAAUGCUUCACGUGUCCAUAUUAAAACGUCACAUGUCCCAAGAAAACAUGUGUUUUUGGAAGACUUUCUCCAUUAAGGGCUAAUAGGGUUUGAAUUGUAGUUUGUACCAUUGAUGUCUUCCAGUUCUUUGCUUGUGGGGGAUUGAUGUACAUUUAUCCAGAAUGUUGCGAACUUCCUUCAAAACAGCCAAUCAACAAGCUCAUUAAAACUUUAAAAGCCAUUUCAUAGCCAGUAUAUUAUUUUUUUCUCACCACUUCGUACAUAAACUCAGCAAAAAAAGAAACCUCCUCUCACUGUCAACUGCGUUUACUUUCA
Molecule: messenger RNA, 2100 nt
Organism: Oncorhynchus tshawytscha (Chinook salmon)
Lineage: Eukaryota; Metazoa; Chordata; Actinopteri; Salmoniformes; Salmonidae
Exons: 9
Coding region: 267-1097 (276 amino acids)
Cellular component (GO): membrane
Molecular function (GO): growth factor activity; cytokine activity
Source: RefSeq, a predicted model, not a curated record